AUGAUCCUCUCACAUCUACGGCUGGUACUACCUCGACGGACCUUCUGCAGCUCGGCAGUCCGGUUCUCUGGCCACAAUAAAUGGUCUAAAAUUAAAGAGAAGAAAGGCGCUAAUGACUUGAAGAAGUCUGCUGUCUAUAGCAAGAUCAGCCGCACUGAUCUCGUGAUAGGUGGUGGGUCCACCGAUCCCGAGAAGAACGCUAGUCUUGCCGCCGUACUCAAGGCAGCCAAGGCCAAUGGCGUCCCUAAAGACAACGUAGAGAAGGCACUGGCUAGAGCUUCCGGCAGCAAGGACAAAGGGAGCAGUCAACUAAUGUACGAGGCAAUGGCGCACGGCUCCGUUGGAAUCCUAAUAGAGUGUCUAACAGACAAUGCGAACCGGACACUGCACGCGUUACGUGAGAUACUAAACGAUCACAAUGGCCGUUUUGCACCAGUGAGCUUCAUGUUCGCGAAAAAGGGCCGCGUCCGAGUGGCGUUAGAUAAGGGAAAAGACCACGAAGAGCGCGUGGAACAGCUUAUCGAGACUGCGCUGGAAGCCGGUGCGGAGGACUUCGAGACCGUAGAUUCAUCAGACAGCACAGUCGAAGUCGAGUUCACUUGUCCGCCGAACGUGCUAUCGAAGGUAGCGUCCGCUGCCACGGCACCGGGCAAAUAUCGAGAGCUCCUGGAAAGCGAAUUAGUUUAUGUUCCUACGGAACCUGGCGAGGAAGCUGACGAGUCACUGACCAAUUCGAUAUCGGAGCUCGUGGAGGCGCUGGAGGAUAACGAAGAUACAAUACGUGUCUGGACUACCUUAGACUGA
Messenger RNA from Gloeophyllum trabeum ATCC 11539, 804 nucleotides. Its product is annotated as YebC-like protein. The transcript is spliced from 7 exons. Gene Ontology annotation, cellular component: mitochondrion. The coding region runs from base 1 to 804 and encodes 267 amino acids. The record is from RefSeq and is a predicted model, not a curated record. NCBI's taxonomy places the organism in Eukaryota, Fungi, Basidiomycota, Agaricomycetes, Gloeophyllales, Gloeophyllaceae.